UCACUCACAAUUAAUCAUUUUCUCUCUCACGCAGCUGGAGUACACCAUUCUCUUAUGGAAAAUCUUUCAAAGGUUUCUCACGCAUAAUGUUCAUAAUAUGUUUUCUCACGCAUAAUGGUCAAAGGUAAGUAAUAUUCAGCAAUAUCCGAUGGCCAUUCAAAUUCCUGGAUACUCAAUAUAGUUUUGAUGCUAUAUUAGUUUAGUGGUGACGUUUUCAGUGUAUUUCAUUCGGAUCGGAUCGGAUCCGAAAAACUAUGGCUGAGCGAACUGAGAGCGCGGAGGCGAAAUCGGAGUCUUUGAUCGAGAAGAUUACAGAGAAGAUCCAUGGUCAUGGCGACUCUUCAUCCUCCUCAUCCGACUCUGCAUCGGAGCAAGUGAAACCGGAAUCUUCGUCUUCUGUUAAGACCAAGAUUUUCAGGCUUUUUGGGCGAGAAAGACCAGUUCACCAGGUUUUCGGUGGAGGAAAACGUUGCAUGCUCAGGCUCUCACCUUAACUGCGUUAGGCCGGUGCGGCGGUGGUGGAAUACUAUGACCACAGAACAGGCAAAAAGGCUGAUCAGUAUGCUAAGUUCCUCCCAAACUCCUACCCUCACAAGGAUUGACUGUGAUAUUCCAUGAACAAUUGCCAUAUGGGAGUAUAGAAAAAAAGGAAAGAAGUUAUAAUAAUAAUAUUAAAUAAAUAAAUGAAAAAAAAAAGCAAUUUUUUUCUGGAAGUACCUUCACAUUUCACUAUGGUUAUUAUCAUAAAAAAAAAAUAGUAACACAGAUGGAGGUAAAAAUGAGGGAUUAUAAGCUUACAUUGGACAAGAUCGUUUAAGAUAUGGGUUUUUGAGAGUUGAAUCGGCUUGUACUUCUUCUCAGCUCGUCGGAACCUUAUCGUAUUCGUACAUUUCGAACGACGAAAUUGGAAAGGGAUUUGCUGGGUUUUAAGUUAUUAUAAUAAUGGGUUGAACAAUAUUCCAUGAAAUUAUAUAUAAUUACUAUAAAUCUUCCUAU
Molecule: messenger RNA, 996 nt
Organism: Cannabis sativa
Lineage: Eukaryota; Viridiplantae; Streptophyta; Magnoliopsida; Rosales; Cannabaceae
Product: reticulon-like protein B3
Exons: 3
Coding region: 255-494 (79 amino acids)
Source: RefSeq, a predicted model, not a curated record